Messenger RNA from Hymenoscyphus albidus, 931 nucleotides. Lineage: Eukaryota; Fungi; Ascomycota; Leotiomycetes; Helotiales; Helotiaceae. The record is from the annotation of a GenBank genome assembly.
AUGAAUUUCAGCAUGGCAUCGAUAUCGCAGCGAGAAGAGUCUCUCCAGUUCCAUCGUGUAUGACUAGGGAUUUCGCACUUCUAAGUCUCCCCCAGCGCCAGAGUGAAGAGCAGAUUUCGAGUCGGCCCGUGCCGCAAAUCCUGUAAGUUAACUUCGGUAUCAUUUACUAGCACCAACGAGCUAAUAGAGAAAUCCACCAGCGCAGCGCAAGCCCAAGGGGGGCGAAUAGAGAGAGUAUAUUACUCAAUGUGGCAAUCAAUCUAAUAGUUACCCUAGCCUUCCCCCCUGCCCAUCAGCAGUUGCACCUCGGCAAUACCCCUACACGGGUACCCACGCACGCCAUCGCAACCAGAAAGACUUAAAAGCACGUCUCGAAGCGUUGAGGCUCUCUUCCCGUCAUGCUCUUCUAAAGCUCAGUCAAGCUUUAUCAACACCACAGUCUGUGGCAUCAUACCAUCCCCAAUGUACGCCUAUUCUGAAUUCCGAAGUACCAAAAUACACCAAAUGCGUCGAAGAGAUUUCAGCGAGAACAUUCAAUCCAGUCAAUUUGAUGGUUCUGGACCUCGAAUCACCGAAUUCACAACUCGAAUAUGUAAAGCAUGGUGUUUUAUGUUCACCCGAAUACUUGCAUAGGAAAUAUGGUGAAGAUGUUACAAUAUGGUCGAGAUGCUUCGUUGCAUAUAUGGGUUUCAUCAAUUCCGUCACUGCUGGGGAAGAUGAGUUACUCGUCCCUUUUAUGGGCGAUUUUCAUAAUUUGGUCUGCAUGAAAGCAGAAACUGACAGCUGGAUGAACGUCCUCCCAUGGGCGCUGAACGCUCACGCAUAUCUGCUGAAUAAUGAUUCUCCAUACAACAGUAGAAAUUGGAGAGAGAUGGUUGAUUAUAUGGCGGAAUAUGGUCCUACGAAGAUGGGGCGACUUGCGAAUAUCUAG